This is a messenger RNA of Salarias fasciatus (jewelled blenny), 1608 nucleotides long. It is a transcript of the gene ccnh, whose product is annotated as cyclin H. Gene Ontology annotation, molecular function: cyclin-dependent protein serine/threonine kinase regulator activity. NCBI's taxonomy places the organism in Eukaryota, Metazoa, Chordata, Actinopteri, Blenniiformes, Blenniidae. The record is from RefSeq and is a predicted model, not a curated record. Gene Ontology annotation, cellular component: transcription factor TFIIK complex. Gene Ontology annotation, biological process: regulation of transcription by RNA polymerase II; DNA-templated transcription.
CGACGAGCGCCAGUGUUGUCAUUAGCGGGUUCCUCGUUGGAAAUGUGUUUUUAAGCUUUUUGCCAAAGUCCCCGCGUUAUUUUGAGGAACGAAUAUAGCUGCGGCUCGUAACCUCCGCCGUGAAUGGAAACUUUGGACACGGAAUAAGAUCUGACAUGUUUCACAACAGCUCCCAGAGGAGAUACUGGACAUUUAACCGUGAGGAUGAAUUGGAGAAGAAAAGGUACAAUGCCAACCAAAAGUUUCGUAUGAAGGCCAAAGAAAGCGGGAAGCCCGGCCUGAGCGAGUCCGUCUUCCUGGAGCGACAUGAAGAAGACGUCUUGUUUCGACACUAUGAGAGGAGGCUGCUGGACUUCUGCAACGCGUUCAAGCCUGCCAUGCCCAAGUCUGUGGUGGGCACAGCUGCCAUGUACUUCAGGAGGUUCUACCUGAACAACUCCAUCAUGGAGUACCACCCCAGGAUCAUCAUGCUGACGUGUGCCUACCUGUCCUGCAAAGUGGACGAGUUCAACGUGUCCAGCCUUCAGUUUGUGGGGAACCUUCUGCAGGAGACCCCGGCGGGGCAGGAGCGGGUUCUGGAGCAGAUCCUGGAGUACGAGCUGCUGCUCAUCCAGCAGCUCAAUUUUCACCUGGUGGUGCACAACCCCUACAGGCCCAUGGAGGGGCUGCUCAUUGACCUCAAGACCAGAUACCCCACACUGGAGAACCCAGAGUCUCUGAGGAGUGCCGACGACUUCCUGACCCAGGCGGCCAUGACGGAUGCGGGGCUGCUGUUCUCUCCCUCUCAGAUCGCCCUGACGGCGAUUCACAGCGCCUCCAGAGCCGGGCUCAGCAUGGAGAGCUACCUGACUGAAUGUUUGGGGCUGAGAGAAGAUAAAGAGACUCUUUCAAAGAUGUACGACUUAAUGAGACGAAUGAAAACUCUGCUGAAGAAGUAUGAGCUUCCCAAACCAGAGGAGGUGAACGUGUACAAGCAGAGGCUGGAGAGGAUCCAUGCUGAGCUCAACACUUCCAGCAACAACGAAAGCGGGGAUACGAAGAAGACGACCUUGGUGGCUAAAGAAGCACGGAUUGCAGAAGAAGAAUGGACGGAUGAAGAUCUGAUAUGAGGCGUUGGUGAUGAACAUGUUCUGAUGGUUUUCAGCAAAUACAGCAGCCAGUUUACUGGGUUUCCUUAGUUCUGUGAUAAUAAAGAUAUUUUUUCUUACAUGUUGCUCUGUCCGUAAUACAAUACCUUUCUCCGCCUUUUGCCAGGGGGACAAUGAAUGACUCCAUAAUCUACUUACAAAAACAGGUUUAAUAAGUGCAUGCAUGUCCGAUACAGUCUGUACUAUUCCAAAAAAAAAAAAAAAAAAAAAAAUUACUGCUGUAAACACUUUCAUUUUACUUGGUUUCUGUGAUUAUGUGUCUGGCAUUUUGGGGGAGUUUCAAAACAAGCCAAAUAAUCAAAGAAAAACAAAAGCUGAUACAAUUAAAGGGAAAAACAAAAUUCAGCUCAUCUCACUUAUAUACUCAUGAUUCCAGCAAGAGAAUUUAUUCAUAUAAAAUAACCAUAUUCUUUCCUGAAAGAGUGUUCCAAUCUAGACAAACAAAGAAAGGAAAAAAAAA